This is a messenger RNA of Aphidius gifuensis, 3663 nucleotides long. RefSeq names its product neprilysin-2-like. The transcript has 10 exons. NCBI's taxonomy places the organism in Eukaryota, Metazoa, Arthropoda, Insecta, Hymenoptera, Braconidae. Gene Ontology annotation, cellular component: plasma membrane. The record is from RefSeq and is a predicted model, not a curated record. Gene Ontology annotation, molecular function: metalloendopeptidase activity. The coding region runs from base 1 to 3663 and encodes 1220 amino acids. Gene Ontology annotation, biological process: protein processing.
AUGCUAGUCAUUAACGAGGCAUUGACUAGACUCAAUCAUAUAACUUUUACAAUGAAACAAUCUAUCAUCAUCACAUUGAUAACUGUCUUAAUUCUUUUGGGUAUUUUGAUUACUGGGGCAAUUAUCAUCGAGACCGGAAAAAAAAGUACAGAUGAUUUUGAAAAUAUAGCACCUGCUUGGAAUGAAAGAGCUAAAAGUAUCAAAGCAAAGAUGAAUGUUAGUGCAGACUAUUGUGAUGAUUUUUAUAAUCACGUUUGUGGAGGCUUUGUCAAUUCAACAACCAUACCUGAUGACAAAAAAGGCAUUAAUAUUUUUACUACGCUAAAUGACAAAGUCAUGAAACAGCUAAACACAAUUAUCAAUAGACCCAGUAAACCGGAAGAACCUAAAGCCUUCAAAAUAGCUAAACAUUUAUAUAAAAUGUGCAUGGAUACAAAAGCUAUCGAAGAGCAAGGUGAAAAAUCAUUCCUCAAUUAUUUUGAGCAAUUAGGUGGAUGGCCUGUUCUCAAAAAAGACAAUGAAUGGAACGAGACUCUAUUUGAUUGGAAGAACCAAUUACUUAAAGUAUUUGGAAAAACUUAUUGGUCAACUGGUUUCUUUGAAUUUAAUUUAGUCACUGAUAUCAAGAAUAACUCUCGACGAGUCAUCACUUUGGGUGAUUAUUCUUCCAGCCUUCCGCGAAACUAUUUAUUAAGAGGCCUAAAUGAUGAAUCAGUCUCAAAUUAUUUCAACUAUAUGGUUAAUGUUUCUGUUGCAUUCGGAGCUGAGCAAGAACAAGCUAAAAAGGAACUCAGAGAAGCUCUAGAGUUUGAAAUAAAAUUAAUCAACUUGACUCGACCAAGUGAAGACUAUAACAAUCAAAGUUUAGCUUACAAUUUAAUAACUCUUGGUAAUUGGGAAAAAAAGUAUCCUUAUUUUCAAUGGAAAAAAUAUUUAAAUCAUCAAGUUUCACCAUCAAAUCUAUCAGUUAACGAUGACGAAAUAAUUAUUGUCACUAAUCCUGAUUACUUUGAUCAACUAGAUAAAUUGAUGAAUUUAACACCUAAAAGAACUCAAGUCAAUUUAUUAAUAUGGAAAGAAAUUGAAAAUACGGCAAAAUAUAUGAAUGAAAAAAUUAUAAAAGUCUACGAAAACUAUGUGAAAGUUACAAGUGGAAGAAUAGAACGUCCACCAAGAUGGAUAGAAUGCACUGAUAUUGUUUCAAGUUUUUUUCCAAUAGCCAUGAGUGCAUUAUAUGUUCGGGAAUUUUUCCAAAAAAAGUCUAAAGAUGAUGUUGAAAUUAUGGUAAAAAAUAUACAAAAUCAGUUUAUAAAGUUGCUCAACGAUUCUAGUUGGAUGGACAAAGAAACAAAAUUAAAUGCCAUAAAUAAAGCUGAAAAAAUGAAACGUCUUGUUGGUUAUCCUGAUGAACUUUUAAAUAAUUCAAAACUUGAUGAGUACUAUAAAGUCUAUGAAGAUUUUGAAAUGACGGAUGAUAGUUUUAUUGGAGGCCUCAUAAGCUUGAGUUUUUUAAAUAAUGAAGUCAUAUGGAGUGAAUUAAGACAGGAACAUAAUCCAAAUAAGUGGAAUUUUUUUGCACAAAAAUUGAGUUCAGUCAAUGCAUAUUACGGUUCAUCGGCUAAUUCAAUCGAAAUUCCAGCUGCAAUUCUUCGAGGUGAAUUUUUUAAUAAUAAACUUCCAAAAUACAUGAAUUACGGUGCAAUAGGAGCCAUUGUUGGACAUGAAAUAAUGCAUGCUUUUGAUAAUCGAGGAAAACAACGAGAUGCAAAUGGAAAUGUGUUUGAUUGGUGGUCCAAUUCUACGAAUAAACAGUAUAAUAAAAAAGCUCAAUGUAUUAUUGAUCAAUACGGAAAUUAUACUGUUAAAGAAAUUAAUAUGAAUAUAAAUGGAGUUAACACACAAGGAGAAAAUAUUGCAGAUAUUGGAGGCAUAAAAGCUGCUUAUUGUGCUUACAAUAACUGGGCAAGUAAUAAUGAAUUGGAAAAAAAAUUGCCUGGGUUUAAUUUUAAUCCGAGACAAAUGUUUUGGAUAUCUUAUGCCAACACAUGGUGUUCUAAAAUUCGUCUUCAAACUCAAAAGCUUAAACUAACAACUGACUCUCAUAGUCCAUCAGAAUUUCGAGUCAAUGGACCUCUAUCAAAUAUAGAAGAAUUUUCAACUGACUUUGGAUGCCCUAAAGGCUCUAAAAUGAAUCCAGAAAAAAAGUGUACGAUGUGGAACAUAAAAGCAAACAUGAAUAAAAGUGCAGACUAUUGUGAUGAUUUUCAUAGUUAUGCCUGUGGAGGCUAUGUCAAAUCAGCAUCCAUUCCUGAUGACAAGAUUCAUGUUAGCAUCUUGAGUUCGCUGGUUGACAAAGUUAUCAAACAACUAAACACACUCCUUGAUAGACCCAGUCAACCAGAAGAACUUAAAGUCUUUAAAAUAGCUAAACAUUUGUACAAAAUAUGCAUGGAUACAAAAGCGAUCGAAGAGCAACGUGUACAACCAUUCUUCAAUUAUUUGGAGCAAUUGGGCGGCUGGCCUGUUCUCAAACCAAAAAAUGAAUGGAACGAGACUUUAUUUAAUUGGAAUGAAAACUUUGCUUAUGUCAUUGCUCUGAGUGAUUAUUCUUCAGGACUGCCUCGAGAAAAUUUAUCAAGAGGUCUAAAUGAUGAAUCAGUAUCAAAUUAUUUUAAUUAUAUGGUCAAUGUGUCUGUUGAAUUGGGAGCUGAGCAACAACAUGCUAAAAAAGAACUCAAAGAAGCUCUUGAUUUCGAAAUAAAAUUAGCCAAUUUAGACAAUGAAACAAUGUCAAGAGCUUUGCAUAAAGCUGAAAAAAUGAAACAUCUUGUUGCUUAUCCAGAUGAACUUUUGAAUGACACAAAAAUUAAAGAUUACUACAAAGUCUAUGAAGAUUUUAAAAUGGUUGAUGAUAAUUAUAUCGGAAGCAUGAUGAGCUUGGAUUAUUUUGAUUUUAAAAUCAGGUGGAGUAAAUUGAGACAAGUUGAUAAUCCAAAUAAGUGGGCUAGUUUUGCAAAUGAAUCAAGCCAGGCUACUGCUUCAUACCUUAGAUUGGAUAAUUCAAUAGAAAUUCCAGCUGGAAUUCUUCAAGGUGAAGUGUUUAAUAAUGACCUUCCAAAAUACAUGAAUUACGGUGCAAUUGGAGCCAUUGUCGGUCAUGAAAUAAUGCAUGCGUUUGAUAAUGAAGGAAAAAAAUACGAUGCAAAUGGAAGUAAAGUUAAUUGGUGGACAUAUUCUACGAAUGAAAAGUAUAAGAAAAAAGCCCAGUGUAUUAUUGAUCAAUACGGAAAUUAUACUGUUAAAGAAAUUAAUAAAAAUAUAGAUGGAAUUAAAACUCAAGCAGAAAAUAUUGCAGAUAAUGAAGGAAUAAAAGCUGCUUAUUGGGCUUAUAUUAACUGGUCAAAUGAUAGUAAUAAGAAAUUUGAAAAAAUGUUGCCAGGUUUUAAUUUAACUCCUAGACAAAUGUUUUGGAUAUCUUAUGCCAAUACAAUGUGUUCCAAAAGUCAUCCUGGAUAUCAAGAAUUGAUAAUACUGAAUGAUGAACAUAGUCCAACGGAAUUUCGAAUCAAUGGUCCUCUGUCAAAUUCAGAAGAUUUUUCAAAGGACUUUGGAUGCCCCAAAGGCUCCAGAAUGAAUCCAGUUAAAAAGUGUACAAUGUGGUAA